UUGGGGGGACAGACUGGCCUGCUUCAAGCAAAAACAUUGUCAUUUUGGAUGUUGAAUAUUACGGUCAUAUAAUCUAAAAAUACACCAAAAACUGUAAUUUGUAAAACAGAGCCUUAUUAAGGUGACCGUUUACAGAAAAGUUUAUUCUGAAUAAAACUUUAAUGUUUCUGUAGCUGCGAAAACAACACGCAGACGACGUCAUCCCCGUGCGCCGGAAAAUAGGCGGGCUCAGUUGUCCGUCGAGCUGGGCUGAGCUGAGCUGGCUGUUUGGGGGGCUUCGCCGCUUUUCCCUCGGUUUCCUUUACGGACGUCAGUUUUCCAUGCUUUUCAGAAAAGCGUAGUAUCGCUCCGGCCAAACUGAUUUUUCCCCGAUACUCGACCGAGCUUUAAUAGUCCAGAGUCGCGUUUUAGGAGGAAAAUCCGCUCGUUUGUUCGACGACAUGGACUCCGCCAGUCAAGACAUCAACCUGAACUCUCCAAAUAAAGGCCUGGGCUCUGACUCUCUAUCAGAGAUGCCAGCGGAGAGGGGCGCAUCUGGUGUCACCCCUGUAACACUCCCCCCGGGGCUCACAGAGGAGGAGGCUGAGGAACUGAGGCUUGAACUGACCAAGGUGGAGGAAGAGAUCCAGACCUUGCGACAGGUGCUGUUGGCCAAAGAGCGCCAUGCGUCAGAACUGAAGCGCAAACUGGGCCUCAGCCCUUUGAGCGAACUCAAACAGAACAUCUCCAAAGGCUGGCAGGACGUCCAGACCUCAAAUGCAUAUCUUUCAGCCUCCGCCACUCUGGAUGACAUUGCCCACUCUGAAGUGUACAAGAAGACUCAGGAAACACUGUCUCAGGCAGGACAGAAGACCUCUGCUGCCUUCUCCACCGUGGGCUCUGCUAUCACUAGGAAACUGGGAGACAUGAGGAACUCCCCAACCUUCAAAUCAUUUGAGGACAAAGUUGGGAACAUCAAGUCUAAGGUGGUUGGAGGGAGAACCAACGGUGACGGCGUUCCGCCUCCGACCGACUCGAACCCUGUGCAGGACAAAGCUCCGUUCUGAGUCUCGGCACUACCAACUGGACACUCAUUUCAUCCCUUAAUGAAGCCUGACCCUCUACAGCUGCCAUCACUUCUCUCGCUCUUUCUCUCUCCACCUCUCCCUCUCUACUCCAGCCUCUCUUCCACCAACGCUUGCAUGUGCUCGUCUCACCUCAUCACUCACACACAAACACACAAGCACACAAACACCCACACUACAGCUUGUGUGACCUUCAAAAGUCAUCCAAAAGAGGUUGUACAAAAAGAGAAAAAAUGUUAAACCAUUUUGUAUUAUAAAGUAUUUUACACUGCUUUGCAUAAUGUUUUUACAUAACUUUUAUCUAUAUAUGAAUAUAAAUAAAUACAAAUAACUAUAUUUAAACUCUACUGCCAAGCAGCAUUCAUCAGAUGGUUAAGGGGUAAAAGAGAGGAGAACCUAUGGAAAUGGAGGGGAGGGGCUAACAUUAGAACUACUCACAAAAGAGGAACGUGCUGCAGUUUUCUAUGCUGCUGAUGAUUAAUUUGAGUCCUUUUUUUACUCCGAGUACAAUGUGAAGCAACGCUUUGCUGUACUGUAUUUGGUGAAUGUCUAAUCCUCUCUGUCUGCCUUACACUUGCACUCUGGUUGCUUUUUCACUUUUUUUUUCUUUUUUUGCUGGUCAAAGCAUGUUGAAUUUAAGGUUGUUUUCUCUUUCCCGGUUCGGUCCUCUUCUGCCCUUGGAUCUAUUUCUUCGGUUGAGUUCCAGUAUGAAACUGAUGGGGUUGUUUUGUUUGUGCUUUGUCUAGAUUAGAGUCUGCCAGCCUUUGCUUUGUGCCACUGCUUUACUAGCGAUCUGAGGCCAUUUAAAGACCUAUUGCUGUUGAAACGAAGAGCUGUUUCGCCAAUUAUCACUCACACUAACUACCACAUAAGUGUCACUAUGAAAUAUAGCUCUUGCGUUAGCCUGCACUAACCCCAACAUGUAAAACACUGACUAAAGACCAGUGGUGUCAAAACUCCUUUUUGUUAUCUACAUUAAGUUACACAAGACUGCUUACUUGUGCAGAAAGGUAGCACGGUCACUUUUUAUUUAAAAACCCAAUGAGUUCAAAUUUUUUGGCCAAAUUUAGUUCUUUUUUUCUCUCUUUUUUUGGUUAAAUUAAGCCUUUUUAUUUUGCCUCUUUCACCUGUAUUUCAGCAUUACCUCUUUUCUAUGUAUCAGUAGUAGUUUACAACACAUUAUCAUAUACUGAGCUGAAAUUCAAGGGAUUCUUUAUGGUAGUUUGCCAGAAAUAUGUACGUCUGAGCUGCCAGUAACACAGCAGGGGAAGUUGGCCAUUGGGAUCCAUCUUAUGACAUUUAUCGGGUCGGUGGCUCAAGCUCUAGUUACCACGGAGAGAUAAAGAUGUAGUGAAGCAUGUUUUCUGAAGAAAACGGUAGAACACCAUCGAGCUACAUGUGUGUAAAUGGGACUGGCUGUUGUAGAGAGCACGAGCACCAUAUAGCUUUAAUUUAGGGUUCGUAGCUUAGGUAGGUGUACAAAAUGAAAGGGUUUGGUUUUCUUUUUGAGACAUUCGUGGAAUACUUAUCAUUUAUGUUCAUGUCUGUGUUUAUGUUUGUAUAUCAAUAAAGCAUUCCUUCAAAUGAC
Molecule: messenger RNA, 2652 nt
Organism: Colossoma macropomum (tambaqui)
Lineage: Eukaryota; Metazoa; Chordata; Actinopteri; Characiformes; Serrasalmidae
Gene: tpd52l2b
Product: tpd52 like 2b
Exons: 7
Coding region: 441-1046 (201 amino acids)
Cellular component (GO): cytoplasm
Source: RefSeq, a predicted model, not a curated record